GCCAUGUUCGAAUGCAGAUUGGUGCGUCAUUGAUGUACUCAAGUUAUAGAGACUCCUAAUGAACCAUUUCUUUUCUUGCCCUUUGCUGUCAUAGGUCAAGCCUUCUCUUACCGUCCGAAUGCGUCCUAUUCCAUACGCGCGUCGAGGCUCGGUCACCGAAGCGUCGUGGUAGUAAACUACGUCUUCCGAUCAGCGCGAGCCUCACGAAGACGAAGACGCGGCAGCUGGUGCUUACGAAUAUGCGACUGCUAUGCGUGAAACAGAAGGGGGGUGGUCAAGUGAGCUUGAAGAGUGAGGUCGGGUUGGGCGCCGGAGAUAAGGGCAAGGAGCGCGAGAAGCCGAGGGAAGGAAAGGAGAAAGAGCGGGAUGCAAGUAAGGACUGCAGAAAUGUGAUCGAGAGUGCAGAGCCGAAAGGCGAGCGAGAGUUUGUUAUUUUGACUUCUAAUAGAUCACAGACAUACGCUGCAGAGACGAGCGCCAUGUCUGCGAUGUGGGUGGAGAAGAUCAACGAGGCUCUCGUUCGGGGAAAUGCGCAUCUCCAGACACGGACUCAGGCAUGGAGACUGGAAUCAAGAUGAUAUUCAAAUGUAAUGCACCGCAUCUGUGAGCUUGACGACUGGAGGUUGUUAUGCUUUCCUUCUUGACCUCAGGGGACAAAUUCACGCGCGACUCGGGGUAACGAUUUAUGUAGUAAUUGGUAUUGGUAUUGGUAUGCGCGUGCGCGCAUGUACAAUUUGUAUUACUUGCUCGGAUUUGGGAUUGAGUUAUUGGUAUGUUUGUGCAGCAGUUA
Molecule: messenger RNA, 790 nt
Organism: Suillus plorans
Lineage: Eukaryota; Fungi; Basidiomycota; Agaricomycetes; Boletales; Suillaceae
Exons: 2
Coding region: 240-578 (112 amino acids)
Source: RefSeq, a predicted model, not a curated record